Molecule: messenger RNA, 1539 nt
Organism: Peromyscus californicus insignis
Lineage: Eukaryota; Metazoa; Chordata; Mammalia; Rodentia; Cricetidae
Gene: Tagln2
Product: transgelin 2
Exons: 5
Coding region: 308-907 (199 amino acids)
Molecular function (GO): protein binding
Source: RefSeq, a predicted model, not a curated record
GUGGUGAGGGGGCUGCCCCCUGGUGGGGGGAGGAGGGUCUUCUCUAAGGCAUCCCCUUAACCACCGUGCUACCACGGGCCUUCUGCCUACCCAUGUGGCAUUUCUGUUUCUGAACAGUCUCAACUCACGUGUGAGUUGGGAAGUUCCCCAUGUUCCCUCUGCGCGAUGAGAGGAGAGUCCCCUCGUCUUCCCAGUAAAUACUCAGUCAAGAAUUCUAAAGUCCGACCCUUCCCAACUCGGUGUUCCCCUUGCCUUCAGCAUUGACGCCGAAUGGGGUGAGCUCUUCACCGUCACCACAGCUGUCAGAAUGGCCAACCGGGGACCUUCAUACGGCCUGAGCCGAGAGGUGCAGCAGAAGAUCGAGAAGCAAUACGAUGCGGAUCUGGAGCAGAUCCUGAUCCAGUGGAUUACGACUCAGUGCCGCAAGGAUGUGGGCCGGCCCCAGCCCGGGCGUGAGAACUUCCAGAACUGGCUCAAGGACGGCACGGUGCUGUGUGAGCUCAUUAAUUCACUAUACCCUGAGGGGCAGGCCCCAGUAAAGAAGAUUCAGGCCUCUACUAUGGCCUUUAAGCAGAUGGAGCAGAUCUCUCAGUUCCUGCAGGCCGCUGAGCGCUACGGCAUUAACACCACUGACAUCUUUCAAACUGUGGAUCUCUGGGAAGGAAAGAACAUGGCUUGUGUGCAGCGGACGCUAAUGAACCUGGGUGGGCUGGCAGUAGCCAGAGAUGAUGGGCUGUUCUGUGGGGAUCCCAACUGGUUUCCUAAGAAGUCCAAGGAGAACCCUCGGAACUUCUCGGACAACCAGUUGCAAGAGGGCAAGAAUGUGAUUGGGCUUCAGAUGGGCACCAACCGCGGAGCAUCUCAGGCAGGCAUGACCGGCUAUGGGAUGCCACGCCAGAUCCUCUGAUCAGACAUCCCCCCUGCCCCUGCCCUCCACGAAUGGUUAAUAUAUAUGUAUAUAUAAGUUUUAGCAGUGACAUUCCCCGAGAGCCCCUGGAUCUCUAAUCCCCCCUCUGCCAGGGUAGGGUCCAGCCUAUCUGGUCACCUCUGGCAGUGCCCGAUGAUUGCCUCUUUCUUUCUGGGCUUACUAAUACAUUCCUUCCCCACAGCCGUCAAAACUGGACCGACUUUUCCCCUGGGACCAAAGCCUCCUUCCGCCAGUGUGCCUCUCUCUCCCUGACCUCUGUACUUUCAGUCCAUUCCUUGGCCCGGAGUCAGAGAUGCUGCCCUGUGGCCCUGUGCCGCACUGACCUUCCUUCUAAAAGUAUGCCUCCCCUACAGCUGCGGCGGCAGGGAUUUAAUUUAUAGGGAGGAGCCUGCGGCUGUCACUCCAGCCACAGCUGGGCUGUACUUAGCACACAUCUGGGCAGCUUUCCCAUAUAGAGGCCCUUUCGGCUUCUUCUUAUUUUCCAUUCCUCUCACUGUGGCUAAGGGGUGGGUGGAGCAGCCGAGACAGAGGUGGAAGAACUGCCCACCAUGGUCUGGGGCUUGAGGAACACGAGUUGGCUGAUUUUCAAUAAAGAACCUCAUUCUUUUUUG